CAGAGAGGAGGAGGUUACAGAGCAGCCAGCAGUGAUUGGAUGAAGAGACUCAGUAAACCACAGCAAACUCAGGGAGGACACACCCCUUCCUAAACACUGGGUGUCAUAAUAAGUGUGCAGUAAAACAGAGGAAUUUGUGAGCCAAAUACAGAAUCUAAAAAAGACAUGUAAAGCAUCUGCAUGACCCAAACUACAAUGUCGACAACCCAGAAGGAAUCCAGCAUUCACAAGGUGAAGAUCCAACAGACCUACUGGGGAAAGGACACAAUGGAAGAAAAGAUGAUGGAGAUGGGAGCAGUUCGGACAGGUAAAGUGGUGGAAGAGGUGGAAUACUAUGACACAGACCUAUACGAUCUUGCUGUAAAUGGGUCCUGGCUCAGCAAAACAGGGAAACAAUGGCAACUGAUCAUUGACAAAGUAAAGGCAACAACGCUUGAAGUCCACAGUCCUCUGAAGAAGACCAAGCAAGUCAAUAUUGUUGACCCACAGAUAUCUCCAGACUUACCAGGUUCUAAAGCAACACGCACACAAGAUAUCCAGAAGAAAACUAAUCUGAAUGGAAAUACAGACCCUGAAACAUCAAGAAAUCUAAUAACCUGCUAUGAACUGGUACAAGAGAAAGAAAUCAUUGCAUGUCUGUCCCAAAUUUUACACAUCGAUGCAGAGUUGGACAAUAUAAACAUAGGCAACUUUUUAGGAAUGACUGGGAUCCAAAAAUACACCAGCGUCAGCAACGUCACACGGGAGACCUUUCAGCUGAGAGACAUCUACACAGUAGUCAUAAAAGCAGACGGGGUCUCCACAAAGAAGUCAGUUGUGAUAUCUCUAGAUGUGGAUAUAGACGUCGUCACCCAAGGAUUUCAGUGGAUUGAGCGGCUGGCGAAUGAACUAGACCUCCAAGUGCAAAAUGUGUAAGAAAUAGGUGCUAAACAACUACAUCAAACACACAAUGGAGUAUGUCUUCAUUUUCAAGUUAUAUUAUAGUCAAAAUUGUCUCUUGGGCGCUGUUGGAUUCUGUCACCGCAAUUAUUUUUAUUCUUCCCUCCUAUGAUGGAGAAGAACUAAAAUAACAAACACAGAUGUGAAGAUUUUCCGUUACAUUUUUUAUUGUUGUUCUUUCAAUUCCAGACGUAUAAUUUAUCUAUUGUUCUGUGUCUUUUGUAGCGUUAAAACCUUUUGCAGCUUUUCCUGUCACUUGACAGUUUUGCUAGGGCAGAGUUUAUUGUGAAUGGGCAUGUCCACAACCUUUCAACUGCUGAGCGAAUGAGCCAAAGAGGGGUCACUGCUCAGCGAAUCAGUCCCAAACGUGUCCCUGCUCAGGGAAUCAGUCCCAAACGUGUCACUGCUCAGGGAAUCAGUCCCAAACGUGUCACUGCUCAGCGAAUCAGUCCCAAACGUGUCACUGCUCAGCGAAUCAGUCCCAAACGUGUCACUGCUCAGCGAAUCAGUCCCAAACGUGUCACUGCUUAGAGAAUCAGUCCCAAACGUGUCACUGCUCAGCGAAUCAGUCACAAAUGUGUCACUGCUCAGCGAAUCAGUCACAAACGUGUCACUGCUCAGCGAAUCAGUCACAAACGUGUCACUGCUCAGCGAAUCGGUCACAAACGUGUCACCGACCAGCGAAUCAGUCACAAAUGUGUCACUGCUCAGAGAAUCAGUCACAAACGUGUCACUGCUUAGAGAAUCAGUGAAACGUGUCACUGCUCAGCUAAACAGUUAUAAAGGUGUCUCUGCCCAGCGAAACAGUCCCUGAGGGGUCACUGUUUAGCGAAUUAGGCACAUGGUGUCACUGCUCAGCGAAUCAGUCACAAAGGUGUCACUGCUCAGCGAAACACUCACAAAGGUGUCACUGCUCAGCGAAACACUCACAAAGGUGUCACUGCUCAGCGAAACACUCACAAAGGUGUCACUGCUCAGCGAAACACUCACAAAGGUGUCACUGCUCAGGGAAACACUCACAAAGGUGUCACUGCUCAGAAAAUCAGUAUCUGAGGGGUCUCUGCUCAGCGAAUCAGUCACAAAGGUGUCACUGCUCAGCGAAUUAGUCACAAAAGGUGUCACUGCUCAGCAAAACAGUCACUAAGUUUGUCACUGCUCAGUGAAUCAGUCACUGAGAAGUCACUGCUCUGCGAACCAGUUACUGGGGUUUCACUGAUAAGCGAAUCAGUCACUAAGGUAUCACUGCACAGCAAAUUCGUAACUGCGGUGUCACUGCUCAGCAAAUCAGACACUGUUCAGUAAAUCAGUCACUGAGGUGUUAUUGCUGCAGCCAGUGACUGGCUAUGUGGGCAUUCCUUGUGUCAAGACCAAGACAAGGAAGAGCUCACAGUGGCUCCAGGCUGGUUAUUAUGCCUCCCCCUCCACAAACCAGGCUACACUGAAAUGUAAAAAUAAUUCCCCAAACUACCUAUUUAAGAUUAUAUUAUGAAACAUUCUCCAACUUUACACAUGUCAAAAAAUAAAUAAAUACAUUUAAAAAAAAAGGACCAGUACAAAUGAAAUACCAAUAUUUGUUAGCAGCUGUCAACUUCUGUCUCAGUUUGGCCUCUAAAGCUGGUAGUGGAGCAUUUUCAUGUUCUGCCAUUCAGGGCUAUGAAAACACCAGCAUCAGAGUCCUAUCAGAACCUAUUGAAGCCUGUAUGGUUCAAUGUUGUGAAUGGGUAGAACUGUGGUAUUACUGGCAAAACCACGUGGUUAUUGGUCAUUAUUUCACCCACAAGUGGCAGCAGAAAUGUGAACCAUACCCUAAAAGGUCCACCCAUUUACUAAGUGCUGGGACCACUCUCAGAAAAUAUUUUAGCUAUAUAUAUUCUAGCUUUAAUAAAGACACUGUCAUUGCAUCAAGACAAAUAUUAUAUGUGAACUCAGGUAGAAGAAACAGGCAUGGUCGCACAUCUACAUAUUGCAUUUUGAUCUAAUUGCUUCUCAGCAUAAAUUCAAAAACUAACAGGUUGUUAGUAUACAUUUUGAUCAAAAGGUACAAGCCCACUCGCCACGUCAAGGCCACCUAAUUUGAGUGGGUCCCUAACGUCCCUAGCAUAAAAUGGCAUAGCACUGGGCGGCAACCACCAGUGCCCACAGGGGGAACGACCCACUGUCAGAGCGAUCAUAAUACAAAAUUGUGGAUGUGCGGCCAUGUCUGUUUUUUCUACCAGGAUUCACAAAUAUUAUAUGAUAUACUGUAAAUCCUCUAGCAAAACAAAUGUCUAAAAGGUUGCAAUAAUAGAUUGAUCUCAUUCUACGUAUAUUAGCCCAAAGGGAUCGGCUCUGUUACCCUACCCUUCUGUCAAGUUGAAUAUACAAGUGUCAAUAAGAUAACAGGUAUACAGUAUUUCUCCAUACAGUACAGAUUUCAGAUCUAUGACAGCUUAAUCCUUUCAGUGAUUUCAUACAAGGAAGCUACAUCUUGUAAUAACCUCCAAUGUUUCUAACUAUAACUGAUGCCUCCUGCUCCUGUACAUGUCACAAAUUAUACAAUAAAACAUAAU
Messenger RNA from Hyla sarda, 3488 nucleotides. RefSeq lists its product as uncharacterized. NCBI's taxonomy places the organism in Eukaryota, Metazoa, Chordata, Amphibia, Anura, Hylidae. The record is from RefSeq and is a predicted model, not a curated record. The coding region runs from base 181 to 915 and encodes 244 amino acids. The transcript is spliced from 2 exons.